Messenger RNA from Puccinia triticina, 1605 nucleotides. RefSeq lists its product as uncharacterized. Gene Ontology annotation, biological process: glucosylceramide biosynthetic process. NCBI's taxonomy places the organism in Eukaryota, Fungi, Basidiomycota, Pucciniomycetes, Pucciniales, Pucciniaceae. The transcript is spliced from 6 exons. Gene Ontology annotation, molecular function: ceramide glucosyltransferase activity. The coding region runs from base 1 to 1605 and encodes 534 amino acids. The record is from RefSeq and is a predicted model, not a curated record. Gene Ontology annotation, cellular component: membrane.
AUGCUCAGCUUUGUCGACUUGCUAGCUUGGAUUUCGUUGGCAUGGUACGCCAUCAUGGUCCUCAUGGCCAUCUCAGGCUCAAUCAUCGCUUUUCGCAAGUACCGACAGCCACCACCACCACCCCCAUUCCCGAUCUCUUCCUCACCCCUAUCACAGAUCACACCGAACUCGAACCCGAUCCGGCCUAACUCGAAGACCCAAAACCUGCUCAUCCCAUCCGUCUCCAUCCUCCGUCCACUCUGCGGUUUAGAUUACGGACUCCGGGAGAACCUCGAAAGCGGCUUCCUCCAACAAUGGCCCCUCGAUCGCUUCGAGAUCAUCUUCUGUGUCGCUCACCCUGACGAUCCUGCUCGCAAAGUCGCCCAAGAACUCAUCUCUAAAUAUCCCGCCGUACGCGCUCGGCUGUUAAUCGGUGAAGAACGGGUUGGUGUUAACCCAAAGAUCAAUAAUCUCAUGGAGGCCUACCGGACGGCGGAGGCCGAUCUCCUAUGGAUCCUGGACUCGAAUGCACGGGUUCAUCCGACGACGCUAGCACGGGCGGUUUCAGUCUUGUGUCCGCCUAGCGGGCCGACCCGCAGCCGUGGCCGGACGCGGAUCGGCCUGGUACAUCAUGUGCCAACUGCCGUGCUUCCCCAGCCGAGAGGGAGACAGAAGUCACAGAGGGGCUUGGGCUGUCUGCUCGAGGGCUGCUUCUUGAACGGAAACCAUGCCCGACAGUACCUCAGCUUGAACGCGCUCGGCGUCGCAUCCUGUCUGAUGGGCAAAUCCAACCUCUUCUAUCGCUCCGACUUGGAACAAGCCACCCGGCGUUUUCUCGCCCGCAACCGGGGAGAACACCGGCCGAACAACCCAAGCAGCUCUGGCCGGGACGAGUCGGACGAACAGGCCAGUCUGCUUGGUAGCAGUAGUAAUAGUAGCAACAGGAACCAACACUCUUCCUUCGACGCUCUGGAGCUCUUCGGUCAGUACUUGGCCGAAGAUAAUAUGAUCGGCCAGACUCUCUGGGACGAUGGGAUCAGACAUGCUAUGACGAUCGAUAUCGUCGGUAACGUCGUCGGUCCCCUCUCCAUUAAGGACUAUUUCUCUCGUCGGAUCAGAUGGAUUCGUGCGCGGAAAUACAUGUCAAUAGGCUGCACGUUAGUAGAGCCGUUUACCGAGUCAAUUCUGCUGGGGAUCGUGAUGACGCUAGCCGUAGAAAGAUUGGGUCUGGCGAACGGGAUGUCGAAGAAGGUGGUGAUGAUGAUCCACGAAGUGGUUUAUUUCAUGCUAGAUUAUUGUGUCUAUCGCUCGCUCCUACACUCGCCAUUACUGAGCAGCACGCCCCAAGGCUCGUCUAGUGCUGGCGCGAUCUAUACCCGUCAGCCGACGAAGCCUUCGACGUCUACCGGUUCCUCCUCAACUCUGAUUCCCUCAUCUUCUGAUGGCGGGGAAGAGCUGAUCCAAAUCAAGCUGAACUUUUUCGAGUUCUUGAUUGGAUGGACCUUGCGAGAAUGUUCGGCCCUCUCGAUCUGGCUAGUCGCAAUGUCUUCAAACAAAGUUCAGUGGCGGAAGUCUGGGAAGGUCUUGAAAGUCCUCCGGAACGCCCGCGUCGCCGAAUCCAAUUAA